Molecule: messenger RNA, 2958 nt
Organism: Talpa occidentalis (Iberian mole)
Lineage: Eukaryota; Metazoa; Chordata; Mammalia; Eulipotyphla; Talpidae
Gene: CCDC86
Product: coiled-coil domain containing 86
Exons: 4
Coding region: 57-1187 (376 amino acids)
Cellular component (GO): nucleolus
Source: RefSeq, a predicted model, not a curated record
UCCCGGGCGCCGGAGGCUGCACGUGGGCUCAGGUUUGGCAACUCUCCGGCCCAGCCAUGGACACGCCGCGGAGGCGCAGCAGGCGCCUGGAAGGACUAAACCCUGAGUCUCCCGAGAAGUCCACCGCAGCUCCACGAGCGCGACGGGCCCUGGUGGAGGUCGAGUCGAACCCUGAAGAAACGAGGGAGCCCGGGUCUCUUCACGGCGCUCUGCAGCCUAUCCCGGAGUCCCCCGAACAGCAGCUGGAGACGAGCCCGGGAUCGCCCAGUCCGCGGCACCCAGGUCACCCGGAUGCUGGCUUGGGGUCCCCCCGGAGGCAGCCAGAGCCGGACCCAGAGUGCCCCCAGGAGAUCUGCUAUCUCCAGGGUCACCAGGAUCCUGGCGUGCGGUCGCCCCGAAGACAGCCACGGCCGAAUCCAGAAUCCCUUCCACUUCAGCCAGAGCCAAACGGCGAAUCACCGAAGUUCUCCCUGGGCCAAGAAGAACCGAGCUCGGAGUUGAUCCAGAGUAAGGAGGAGUUGGCUCCGGGUUGCCCCCGACAUCAGCUGCAGCCGGGCCCAGGAUCUCCUGAGCCUUACCCCGGUCAGCAAGCGCUGGGUCCGGAGCCCUCGCGGCCGCUACAGGAACUGACACCCCAGUCACCAGGCUCCCCGCGGAGUCAGCUUGAGCCGAGUAAGCCGCUUGAGCCGAGUAAGCCACCUGCGGCGGGGGACACCGUGAGAGAUGGCCUCGGGGCAAAGAAGCGAAAAGGCUCUUUGGCUGUGGCUCCCGCGUCCAAGAAAUUGAAGGAGGAGGAGGUUCCUGUAAUUCCGAAGGGGAAGCCCAAGUCAGGGAGAGUGUGGAAGGACCGCUCCAAGAAGAGGUUCUCCCAGAUGGUUCAGGAUAAGCCCCUGCGCUCGUCCUGGCAGCGGAAGAUGCAGGAUCGGCAGGAAAGGAAGCAGGCCAAGGACUUUGCCCGGCACCUGGAGGAGGAGAAGGCGCGGCGCCGGCAGGAGAAGAAGGAGCGCCGGGCCGAGAACCUAAGACGCCGCCUGGAGAAUGAGCGCAAGGCAGAGGUCGUUCAAGUGAUCCGCAACCCAGCAAAGAUCAAGAGGGCGAAGAAGAAGCAGCUGCGCUCCUAUGAGAAGCGGGACACCCUGGCCCUGCUGCAGAAGCAGCCGCCCCAGCGGCCAGCAGCCAAGAGCUGAGCUUGGGACGCCCAGGCCUUCGGUGGCCAGCCACCCUGGCUGUCAGACCGGCACCCUAACGCUGGCUCUGAGACAAGCACCCUACCCCAGGGGGGGCUCAGCGCCUUUGAGAGCUUUUGGGCAGGUCUUUCGGACAAAGAUCCAGAGGGAAGCCUGGGACCUGGCAGCAGCUGGAGGAGGAAAGAAGUUCGGCUUCCUCCCCACCCCCCAAAAAAAACCCAACACCUCAUUUCCCCUCCUUCUCCAAGUGCCUUCAAGCCAAGAGGAGUAAAUUCUAGUUCUUCAGGGAGUUGGUGACUGGAGAGGGACACCCCCAAACGUGGAUGAUCUGUCUUAAGGUCCUGGCUCCAACCCAGGCCAGGAGGCGGCAGUCAGGAAUCCAGCUCGGAUGGGGCUUCUCUCCAGCUGCCUCUUCCUGUGCCAGACUCACGCCCAUCCCAUCUACAGCAGAAGUAUUUAUUCAGCACGGGCACAAUUCGGACAGCGGACAAGUCCCUGCCCCCAAGGAGCUUUCAUUCUGAUGGCAAAACACAAUAAACACAUCAAAUACAUAAGUAUCAGGUGGCAAGUGGGAGCAGGGCCGAGGCGCUGGGGGGAUGUCUGCACAGCCGGCUGAUGUACAUCGGUUCCGGGCGCUUCCAGGGGCCAGGCCUUGCUGGCGCUGGGAGGACAGGGUACAAAGCUCGCCAGCCAGCCCGCAGGGCCAGUCCUGGGGUGGCCUCAGGAGCACUCGCCCCAAGAAACCCAUUCUGCCUCUUCCGCUAACAUUUCACACACACACACACACACACACACACCCGCCAGCAUUUGCCGGCACCCGCUCUGUGCCAGCCCCAGGGAGGCAGAGGUAAAAUGGAGCAGUGUUUGUCCCCAGGUCCAGGGCAGGUAGAAGAGCCAGGCAGGCGGGGUUCAGUAGCAAGUACGAGGAGCCCCUCCAUCUGCAAAGUGGAAGUGACAGCCGCUCUGCCCGUGUGUGGCCGGGAAGUGGCUGCUGCGGAGGUGCUGAGCCCACCCUGCAGCUCCCCCCGCCCGCACAGGUGUCCUGCUCUGGCCUGGGAGGCUGCAGCGCGUAUUCAAACACCAAGGCCAGGCCCCUCUGAGGAGGCCGGUGGCACGGACCCAGCUUUCCCAGACUCCUCUCGUUCCACCUUGUAAGUGCACUUUGGGCAACGCUGGUCAGAGGGCACAGCAGGGGCUCUGAUGCAGCUAUCUCUUAAGUCUGUUGGGGCUGUCGGAUGUCUUUCACUUCUUAAACUCAAUGAGCGUACGACCCUUAGGUAAGCAGGCACCUCACUCUGCUCUUCUGUAAAGAUCGGGGUUAAUAAAACGAGCCCCUCGAGAUUACGGGGUAAAAUGUGUAUGGUGUGAGUAAAUGUGUGUGUGAAGAGGCUGGAGUGGAACCGUGUCCCCAAGCAUUUCCCACAUGGCUAUCCCAAAACUACAUCGGGGGUUUAAUGUCCACCCCACCCCCCAUCGCCAGGUGUCACUGAGCUCCAGGAAAUCCGCUACCCUGGUGGAGAAGUCAUGAGUCAACCUGGGCUGCUCCAGCGUGGUCCGCGGACCACAGGCCCUGACAUCCUGGAAGCUGUCAGAAAGGCCCAUCCAGCCCCGCCGCCCGCGCCACCGGAGCCCGGCUGCACUUCCACAGGCUCGCCAGGGCCACUCAUACAAGUCUGAGUCACGCGGCGUAGCUCCCGUUGUUUCUGAAGAAGGACUCAGUCACCCUGGGUACUUGGAAACGCAGAUCCCUAGACCGGACUCGCCCCUCGGG